Messenger RNA from Chelmon rostratus (copperband butterflyfish), 2883 nucleotides. RefSeq names its product secreted frizzled-related protein 5 (gene sfrp5). NCBI's taxonomy places the organism in Eukaryota, Metazoa, Chordata, Actinopteri, Chaetodontiformes, Chaetodontidae. The record is from RefSeq and is a predicted model, not a curated record. Gene Ontology annotation, biological process: negative regulation of canonical Wnt signaling pathway; non-canonical Wnt signaling pathway; canonical Wnt signaling pathway. Gene Ontology annotation, molecular function: Wnt-protein binding. The transcript is spliced from 3 exons. Bases 604 to 1569 code for a protein of 321 amino acids.
GGAUGAGGGGUAGGAGGAGUGUCCUGAAGGCCAGUGGGAGCCUCCCCCAGGGUUGCGAUUGGCCGAGGCUGGUGUGAGUGAGUGCAGGGGAGGCCAGUAGGAAGGUGAGUGGUCUGGGAGCCUGCUAGGGGGCAGGCAGCCGCAGUGAGCAGCCACCACUGCCUGUUAAAAUCUAAGGUACUCCUCAUUACAGCUACAGACUGAUAGACAGAGAGCAGGGGAGGGCUGGAGACAGUGCUAAGAGAGGGAGAGGGAAGGAGAGUGAGACACUGUGAACAGGGAAAGUUAGAGAAUAAGCAGUCUUACUUGUGUGCUCACCCUUCCUUGACUGCUGCCUCCCCUCUGCACUACCUGAGGCACACAUACACACACACACAGGGAGGUGUUUCAGGGAGGCUUAGAGGGCUGACUCUCCAGGGAAGAAGGGAAUUAAACACUUUUGUUUCCAAUCCACCGCGUCCAUACUCAGGACACAAAAAGGGAUUACAGCUUGUACGCCUGCCCCACUUGUUCCUCUCUUCUCUCCGCAUUUUGUCUUCACUGAGUUACUUUGGAGACUUUGGAUACAACCUUCUUGAAUUGUUGGUUCGAGCUCAGAGAGGCAUGGCACACGGACAAAAGAGCCCCAGGUGGGCAUUAACCCAGGGCUCCUUCAGCUUGGCACUGGGCCUGUCGCUCUUCUCCCUCCUCCUCCUCCUCCUCACCGUCUCGGCCGCAGAUGAGUACGACUACUACAGCUGGCAGUCGGACAACUUCCACAAUGGCCGCUUCUACACCAAGCAGCCCCAGUGUGUGGACAUACCAGCUGACCUGCGCCUGUGCCACAAUGUGGGCUACAAGAAGAUGAGGCUGCCCAACCUCCUGGAUCACGAGACCAUGCCAGAAGUCAAGCAGCAGGCGGGCAGCUGGGUGCCCCUCCUGGCCAAACGGUGCCAUGCUGAUACCCAGGUCUUCCUGUGCUCGCUGUUUGCACCCGUGUGCCUGGACAGGCCCAUCUAUCCCUGCCGCUCCCUGUGCGAGGCCGUGAGGGACAGCUGUGCUCCAGUGAUGGAGACCUAUGGCUUCCCCUGGCCAGAGAUGCUGACCUGUGAUAAGUUUCCCAUUGACAACGACCUCUGCAUCCCCAUGCAGUUCACUGGGAACCACGCAACCCAGCCACCAGUGUCCAAGGUGUGCCCUCCGUGUGACAACGAGCUAAAGGCGGACAAUAUCAUGGAGCAUUACUGCGCCAGUGACUUUGCCCUCAAGAUGAAAAUCAAGGAGGUGAAGAAGGAGAAGGGUGACCGGAAGCUGAUUGCAGCACAAAAGAAGAAGAAAGUGCUGAAGCAGGGUGUGCUGAGGAAGAAGGACCUGAAGAAACUGACCCUGUACAUCAAGAACGGCGCCAACUGCCCAUGCUCCCAGCUGGACAGCCUGGGCUCCAACUUCCUCAUCAUGGGCCGCAAAGUGGACCAGCAACUGCUGCUCAUGUCCAUUCACAAGUGGGACAAGAAGAGCAAGGAGCUCAAGUUCGCCAUCAAGUACAUGAAGUCCCAUCAGUGUCCCACCUACCACACCGUCUUCCAGUGAUGCGGCUCGCUGUGCCGUUCACAGAAUCCACGAUCGCUCCCCACGUUCCACCCUGUUCCACGCAGAUCCUAAUUCUCAUUCAAUAACGCGUCCCUGAAUCCCAGAUCCCUGCAAAAUCUGUUACCAGCCCACUACAAAUAUCCAACAAGGCUUUGCAAGGUGGUCAAGCUUUUAUUUUCGCAGCUUUAAACAUGAAUCAGGCAGUAAAAGGUCUGAUCUGCUUAGAUGAACCAGACAUAUUAUUAACAUUAGAGAGGGUAUAAACUGCACUCUGCAGCCCCCUCCGCAUAAUAAAAGCCCCAAAGGAACAGAUUUUAUAGCAACCAUCAUGACAUCAUCCUAUUUCCAAUAGGGAAGUUUUGAUCUACCCCCCUGCAAUCUGAUAUUCUUUGACAAUUCUACUUUCCUCUUCUGAUAUAGUAGAACCAAUCACUUGUAUGAUAUCUUACAGCAACGUUAUCAAUUAGACUGUAGCAGUAAGAAAAGGCAACCUAAAGAUGUGAGGCAACUAUUGAAAGGAAAAAGGUGUUUGAUGAUGUCACGGCUACAGGCAAACAGAUCGGAGAGGCAGCUGAGUGGGAAGGCGAGGUUUGUUUCAGUGCAAAACGAGCUGAGAGAAAUGAUUCGCUGCAGUGCAUGUGGGCUGUGCAAUGGGCCAGCGUGCACACUGGCACAGAGCUCCCAGGAACAACAUCAAAGCAGAGCAAUGUAGAUGAUCCACUUAAUUGUAUGUUUUAAUAAUGUAAAAAGUAGGUUAUUCAGAUGAAUACUAGAUGAUUAGAAAACUGGGCUUUUUUCUUUUAUCCCUGCCGGGAAAGAAGGCCGAUGGAACGAGACAGACUGACGGAAUGGAUGAUGCUUCCACUGACUUUGUACAGCACCGUUUUUUUGUGGCCUGAAAGAGGGAAACUUGAACAUUUUUUGCUUUGCAUUUUCAAUUGGAGAGAGAAGGAGGUUGAGGCAGAGAAGUUCUGGAAAACAAGUGGAGAAUAAAAGAGAAGAAAAGAGAGAAAGAGACUCUGGACAGAACCAACAAUGUUGGGUUGAUAAGUCUCUGGUACUUUUUCACUAUCACUCUUCAAAUGUUUCUUUUUUUUUGUACUUAAAUUUUUGAAUUUGCUUCAGUUAAACUUAUAUUGUAUGACAGCAGAAAUCAUACAUACAAACAUAGCACCUGAAUUCACUGUCGCCGUAGCAAAAAAAGAUGAAAAUUUAACUUUGACAAUAUUUUCUAAUCAGUUAACCUGUAAGUAGUUCUGUUACUGAAAUACGUCUUUGUUUUACAAAAAAGUAAAUGAAUAAAAUAUAUUUGAA